Fopius arisanus is the source of this 1489-nucleotide messenger RNA. RefSeq lists its product as uncharacterized. Gene Ontology annotation, molecular function: protein binding. The transcript has 4 exons. The record is from RefSeq and is a predicted model, not a curated record. NCBI's taxonomy places the organism in Eukaryota, Metazoa, Arthropoda, Insecta, Hymenoptera, Braconidae. Bases 213 to 1349 code for a protein of 378 amino acids.
UUUGAAGAUAAUUUUUCUAUUGCGCUGCAGAUUUGAAUAAAUUAACACCGCCCUCUUCAGGAUAUGAUUUCCUGCUGUUCGGGUGUCUUCGGCCUCCUCCGACUGUUUUUUACCUGUCUGUGCAUGCAUCCCAUCGUCGGGGCUACGGUCUAGCCCCAAGGCGAUUGCCAAACAUCCCCGGAGUAACAAUAAAUAAAUAAAAAAUUUAAACAAUGUGGAAAUUUAUAAGCCGGGGAAUUCGCGAAUCGAUUGAACGUCGGGCAUGUCGUACAAAUGUUUACUCCCAACCAACGAGCGAAGAGUGUAAUAGUGAGGCUAAAUCCAGUGCAAACGUUAAAAAAUCGAGUCUGACAAAUUGUCGUUACACCAAUGGAUUCUGUGGUUUCUUCAACAAUCGAGGGGCCAAGGACAAGAAGACUGGCUGGAGUGCAGAGAAAACCCUCUCCGAUGUUCUAGGAUGGUCCAGUAUCUUGGCUAUCGGCUGGGCAAUCUGCCAAACCCCCUGCAUCAGAAGAAACAUAUUUGACAGGAAUAGGAAUGACAAGUCCGCUUACAGGAUCUUCAAGUGCCCCAAGACUCAGGUAUCUUAUCUGGUUAAGCAUGCACUGAGUCUGCACCCGAAACAUGUGCUUCCUGUCACCAAUUGCGUUGGUAAUGAUGGGCUGAAUGUGGGGGACUGGGAGCAGAGACCUUAUGGUCCCAUCACUGUUGAAGAGGCUCUGGGAGCAGCUAGGGAGGAGUAUACUCGAACCCAUAGGAUGGUAAUGGGUGAAUUCGAGUUGCGUUAUGGGAUCAAAGCCCUCGAGGAGCAUCGAUAUAGCGACGCGAUGGAGCAUUUUCUAGUCGGAGCACAACUGAAGUCGCCAGGGAGCAUGUUUAAUCUAGGGCUGUGUUACGAGCUGGGGAUUGGCACAAGAACAGACCCAGUGAAGGCCGUUGAAUACUACAGGAGUGCAGCUGAAAAUGGGCACGCAGGUGCGAUGUACAAUCUUGGAGUUUUUCACGCCCAGGGGAGAGGGGGUCUUCCGAUAAAUCUCAAAGAGGCACAUGAAUUAUUUACGAGAGCAGCGGGUCUGGGCCAAACCGAGGCUCAAGAUGCUCUAAAGCUCGAAAAAAUCAUGACAAAAGAAGCAUCGACUGGUGGCUCGAUGGAUCCAUCAUCACAGUCAGACGAUUACUCUUCCUACCAGUACAAGGACCCCUUCGCAGGUAUCCCAGACCUUCCUGAUACAUCCCUCGAGAACUACGACUCUCUGUACAACAGGAGUCACAUAAAAACCUCGACAGAAACGUUUCUCGAUUUCCUGGGGAUUCAGUCCAGUCAAGUCCUCAUGGAGUCUGCAAAUUAGUGAUUCCUCGUACUAUAACUCCAACUGUUGUUGGUUUACUAGUUUAAGACGACAAGUUGCUGUGCAACUGCUGAGAUAAGAAAAUGUACAUAAUGUAUAUAAAAAAUAUAUAGAUACCUCCUCGAUGUUUUUUUUGGAAA